CGGACAUUCAUUUCGGGAGGUCUCUGGUCGUACGAUCUCUGUUAUACGUACUGUUCUGGAUUGCCUUGCGCCUACACAUUUUAUCUGAGAGCCAUACACCACUGAGAUCCUUGAUCAGUUGUUUACUUACUGUUUGGAUGGUCGACAGAUAUGGCGUUAUUGUGGGACCCUCAUAUGUUUCUUCAUUGUGGAGACUCAUCUGCCUGACAGAGUUGCGAGGCAGUUUGGUAUGGUGCAGUCUAUUCCAGCUGCUGUGGAGUAUUCCAGUGAUCUCCACAAGAUGAGCUUGAAGGGAAAUCAGGUUAUUAGAUGGACUCGGCUAUAUCAGCCAUUCGUUGCCAUUUGGGACACUCGGCUGGACCAUAUAUUCCAGGCCGACUUGAUUGCUGGUGAGAGUACUGUUCCUGGGUAUAGUGAUUGGUACCUACAGAGGACUGUGAGAUUUAUCUCUCGCCUGGGUGCAUUUCAGCAUCAUGUUGGUGAUUUGUUUCGGAGGAUUACUGAUGUGGCACAUGAGCCUGCUGAUGUGCUUAAGCUAUCUACUGGAGGUUUUGAGUUUGUUCGAGAUUUCAACCUUCAUUGGUUUGAUGCGCUGCCAUUACAGGAGCAUAGAGCGAUAGAGAUACAGGCGAGGCAAAACCUUGGCCGUCGCCCGAAGCAUGUUGGAGGACGAGCUCGAGGUCGAGCAGCUGCUGUGGUUGAUCCUGUUGAUGCAGCAGAUCCAGUUGAUGUUCCUGAGGACACGCGUCUUGGAGAUGAUCAUGAUGAUGGAGCAGGGACAUCAACUGGUAUGCAGACUACUACUACACAUCCUCUGCUUGAGCAGCCUGGUACUACUUCUACAGAUCCCCCCUCUGAGCAGCCUGCUACUACUGCUACAGAUCCCCCUUCUGAGCAGCCUGCUACUACUACUAGACAACGUCGUCAGAGGGAGCCUAGGGAUCUUGAGGCACCUCGAUUUGAUCUUUUGACUCCUACUCCAGAUUCACAGGAUCCUUCUGAUCAGUCUGGUAGUCAGCAGCCUCCUCCUCUUCAUCAUUCUCACGGGUAUACUGCUAGGGUACCGAGGGACAUCACUCCUCCUUCUUUUGAUCUUGGUAUUACUCUUCCCGGUCCGGUUGAUGGUACCUCUACUGAUGCAUCACAGGGUUCGCAGCAGAAGCAUAAGGAACCGUCCCAAACAUAUGUUCGGAGGUCAAAGAGACAAGUCAUCCCAACUAGAUGUGGUACUGAUGGGGAAAAGCGCCCCAAGAAGUGAUAUCAGUUAUCUGUAGUAUUUGGCUAU
Messenger RNA from Daucus carota subsp. sativus, 1285 nucleotides. RefSeq lists its product as uncharacterized. The record is from RefSeq and is a predicted model, not a curated record. Lineage: Eukaryota; Viridiplantae; Streptophyta; Magnoliopsida; Apiales; Apiaceae. The coding region runs from base 230 to 1258 and encodes 342 amino acids. The transcript has 2 exons.